UUUUGAGGAAUAUUCGUGUGUUAUAAACAGUUUUUAGUUAUUAAUUUAUUUGAGUGUUAAUUAUCAAUUUAUUAUAGUUUUUAGGUUAGCAAUAAUAAUUAUUAGGCUUAUUAGAUCUGCAUUUUGCUUUGCAACAGUGAUAAACCAAGCCAGCAAGCAAAAAUUUUGGACAAAUUUGGAUCAUUGAAUUCUAUUGUAUUAUUUGGUUUUUCAUAGUUCCAUUUUACAAAAUCAAAGGAUCUCAAGCAAUAAUUAUUGGACUCAUAUAUUGACAAAACAAGCAAGCAAGCAAAGUUUUUGGAAAAAUUUGACUCAUUGCACCAUAUAGUACAUAUUUGUCUUCUAUAGUUCCAUUUUACAAAAUCAAAGAUGCCAAAAAUGAGUAAAAAGUCUGCUAAGACAAAGAGCCUCCAGAAAAAAGAAAAAUAUUUAUCCAAGAAGCUGGCAAAAAAAGAGAGUGGCACCAAUGACAAAAAUUUAGAAACCUUAGGUAAGGAAGUACAUUUGCAACAAAAGUUGCCCAAAGAUAAGAUUCCAGAGGAUAGUACAAGAAAGGUAAAUUUUAAUAAAACUGUAAUUGAGUCUAAUAAGCGAAAAUCAUUAACGGUUAUUGAUGACAAUGAUGCAUUGUCAUCAAAAACUGUAACUCAGAAAAAACAAAAAGUUAUUGAUUCUUUUAAAAAGCUAUCCCAUACAGAUGAAAUUGAGAAUAAUGAAAAGGAGGCGGAACAUACUAGAACCAAUUGCCCAACAAAGUUUGAACUAGCUUUAAGAGAAGGCCCCACCAUUGUAUGCAGUUGUUGUUUGCGAUUAUGGUUUCCCACUUCAUGUAAAAAAAUAGAUCUACAAGUGCUAAAAAACAAAUUUGGAAACCAAUUCACUACACAAAUUUGCAAUGAUGAUGGGGUUUUCUUCUGCAAGUCUUGCUCAUCAAAUAUUUAUAAAGGACAAUUGCCAAAGUUCUGGUCCGGCAAUCACAAUAUUGUUCACCCUAUACCAGUUGAGCUAAAAGAUCUGACUAUCCUUGAAGAAAGGAUGGUGUCGGCCAGGUUACCUUUCAUGCAAAUCCGGCAGGUAGGAUAUGCACGACAGUGUUACAUAACUGGCCAAAUAGUCAAUGUCCCUAUAAAUAUAGAUACUUCGACCAAAUUAUUGCCUAGAAAUGUAGAGGAGACACAAACUAUUCAGGUUAAGCUCAAGAGAAAAAUGAACUAUAAAAAUGAUUAUCUCCUGGAAACCAUACGGCCCGCAGUUGUUUUAAAAGCAGCAAGAUUUUUGUGUCAACAACCUCUUUACAUACAAGAAGGUAUAAAGCAAUCAGAUGAUUGGGAAAAAAAUAUUAAUGACUAUAUACGAUCUCAAGUAGAAUCCUCUACACAGAUCUUAAAUGAAGGCUCAAAAGUGGUGGACGUGAAUUCUAAAACAGUGUGUAGUGAAAACUUUGAAGAAUUGUUCGAUAAUGCGUUUUUCGAAACAAUGGAAGUGCCCCUAGAAUCUAAGAAUGACGAUAAAAAUAUUCAAGCAGAAUCUUCAAUUGAAAAAAACACCAUAUACAAUUUAGAUGAAUUCUUAGAUGAAGAAGAAGAGCCCUUAAAUCCUGGAGGCCAAGAAACUUUGCUUGACAAAUGUAACCUAGAAAAUAUCUGUUUUGCCCCAGGAGAAGGUAAAACGCCAAUACAUUUGAUGCUUGACCAGUUUAGCGAUGAACUCUCAUUUCCUACACUUUUCUGUGGACAUGCUAAGCAAUUUCUUACAAAAUUCUCCUAUUCUGACCAGACGAAAAUACUACUCCAGCACAAAGACAGGCGAUUUGCAAGGACAGACUAUCUGUUGUAUACCUUUAAAAAACGUCAACUAAUCCAAUUAUCCAGUGCAAUUGCAACAUGUCUCAGGAAAAAGAGGAAUGAGGAUGGAAAAUAUACAGCUGGACAAGUAAAACAAGCAAAUUUUCUAGACCAGCUGAUUCGAAGUGACAUGGGAUUCCAUUUUCUUGGUAAAAUUGCAGGUUCACCUGCUUAUUGGAAACACGAAAAGACAAAAUUACUGUGUAUGAUUCGUCAAUUUGGAAUCCCUACACUGUUCUUUACCGUUUCAGCAGCCGAAACCGCAUGGCCCGAAUUAAUCAAGGUAUUAGCACAAGUUAUUGAUCAAAAAGACGUUACUUUAGAGGAGGCUGCGAGUAUGCCCUACUUAGAAAAAACUCGCUUAAUUAGAACAGAUCCGAUAACUUGUGCCAGAUACUUUGAUUAUCGGUUCAAACUGCUAUUCAAGCAUAUGAAGAGUCAAAAUGGACCCUUUAAACAAAAUCCCAUAGAGCAUCAUUAUUACCGCAUAGAAUUUCAACAUCGUGGGUCUCCUCAUGUUCACGGGUUAUUGUGGUUAUCUAAUGCUCCAAAAUUCCAAGAAACACCAGAAAGUUUCAAAGAGUGUGCCGAAUUCGCGAACCGGUAUAUUACUUGUAAUAGUGAUUUAGAAAGUGUCCGUGAUAUAAUUCAGUUUAAUACGCAUCAUCAUUCUAAAUCGUGUCAAAAAGAAGUGCGGGGACACAAAGUUUGCAGGUAUGGUAUCCCAUUCCUGCCAAUGGAUAAAUCGGUAAUUCUAACGCCAAUAAAAAUUGACAAAACCAAGGAAGCGGAUUUACGUAAGGCCAUGUCUGAAAAGUUUUUGAUGAUAAUGCGUAGGCUUAAAGAUAAACCAGAUUUGUCAUUCGAAAACUUUUUGGCUGACCUUGGUAUGUCUAAGGAUGAGUAUCUUAAUGUUAUACAGCACAACAUAUUUAAAACUACUUUAUUUUUAGAAAGGCAGCCAAAAGAUGGAUUUAUUAACAACUUUAAUGCUGAAAUGUUCUCCAUGAUGAAGAGCAACAUGGACAUUCAAUUAGUUUUUGAGCCAUAUGGUUGUUGUACCUACAUAGUCAACUAUAUCAAUAAGUCUCAAAGAGGUGUAUCUGAUAUUUUAAUGAAGACUAUGGAAGAAAUUAAAAAAGGUAACUUAGAUGUUAAAGGCAAACUUAAAUCUCUUGCAGCAGCUUUCUUAAAUGCGAGCGAAGUUAGUGCCCAGGAAGCCGCCUACAGCGUGUUACAACUACCGAUGCAUGACACCUGUACCUCCUAUGUAUACAUCCAUACAAAUCCAAUCAAGGAAAGGACAAAAAUGUUGAAACCAUUAACAGAACUUAAAGCAAUGGACAAUGAUGAUCCCAAUAUUUAUUGUGAUGGGCUUAUAGAACAUUAUGAGCAAAGGCCCAAUGAGAUGGAAAACAUAUGUUUGGCAGAAUUUGCAGCUUACUAUGACUUCUUUAAGAAACGAGCAGAAAUAAAGAAUAACGGUUUACCCUUAAAAGAUGGAAGUGGCGUUUUAGUUAAAAGGGGUCAUGCUAAAAUUUUAGCCUACCGUAGUUAUGGACUUCAGCAAGACCCUCUCAACUAUUAUAGGGAACAAAUAAUGCUAUACAUCCCAUGGCGAAAUGAAGUGGAUGAAGUUGAAAAUGACAACAUUGAUCAACAGACCAUAUACAAAGAUCGAUACCAAGAAAUUGUUACAAAUCGACAAAAGUUCAAUGUCUUAGAUGAACAGGUAAUCGACGAAGCACUGAAACUUGCCGAAGAACGAUCAAAUCAAUUAGACGAUGGUGGAUUCGGUGGAGAAAUCGAUGAUGAGUUUAUGCCUUAUGGACUAGACAACCCCAUUUAUGAUCCAUUCAAUCACAUCAUCGAUAAGAAAGACGACGAAGCGCCAGUAAAACAUAUCGCUUUCCCAACGCCUCAUCAAAUAAGCGAUUCAGAGUAUGAAGACCUCAUAAGCAAACUGAACCAUAAGCAAUAUCAGUUCCUUAAUGUCGUGCAAGAUAGUUUAAUUGAAGGGGAAGUUCUUUACUGCACACUUAGUGGUCCAGCUGGUACCGGAAAAAGUCACCUAAUUACAGCAAUAACUCAGUCGUUAUUACGCCAUUUCAAUUCAAUACCAGGUAAUAAUCCCGAAAGUUUAAAAGUGUUACUUUGUGCGCCUACAGUCAGUAUGGUGAACAACUAA
Molecule: messenger RNA, 4032 nt
Organism: Anthonomus grandis grandis
Lineage: Eukaryota; Metazoa; Arthropoda; Insecta; Coleoptera; Curculionidae
Exons: 5
Coding region: 370-4032 (1220 amino acids)
Source: RefSeq, a predicted model, not a curated record